AUGUCCGACGAUAGUCUCGCCACCCAGGUACUACAUGCCGACAAUGAUUUAGACGGAGAAUCAGAUAUCGCCCCACCAAUCCAUCUCAGCACAACCUUCCGGUAUCUGUACAACGCGGACCAAGAUGAAUCUCUGCCCGGACCAGCACUUGGAAACUUCUGCUACUCCCGAGACCACGCCCCAACGCGCACCCGACUGGAAACAGUGCUAUCAGCACUCAUCCGCGGCCCAACACUAACCUACGCCUCUGGUCUAGCCGCUGUACAUGCAUAUCUCGUAUUCCUUAAACCGAAACGCAUAGCCAUCGGCGAGGGAUACUACGGUAGUCGCCAGGUAGCCAAUUUACAUCAACAGCUGACAGGCUGUGAAAUUCUGAGCUUUGACCAACUGGACGCUCUCCAAGAAGGCGACGUAAUUCACCUUGAAACACCGAUCAACCCAACAGGAGAAGCACUCAGUAUCAAACGAUUUGCAGAUGAGGCACACAAACGCGGAGCAUACCUGGUAAUCGACUCCACGUUCGGACCACCAGGCCUCCAGGAUCCGUUUGCGCUGGGCGCAGACAUUAUCAUGCACAGUGGGACGAAGUAUUUCGGUGGUCAUCAUGACCUUCUCUGUGGGACGUUGUCGAUCCCGCCAUCGAGAGAAGGGGCUUGGUUUAAGUCUCUACAUGAGCAGCGGACUAUUCUUGGUAGUGUGCUCGGAAGUAUGGAGGUGUGGCUUGGAUUGCGGAGUCUUCGGACGUUGGAAUUGAGAGUCCAGCGACAGAGUGCGAAUGCGACUGGUUUAGUUCGCUGGCUUGAUGAGUGUUUAAAGGGCGAGUCUGAAAAUGUUGUUAGGAGCACUGUCGCGGUUGUGAGACAUGCGAGUCUUCAGGUGGGAGAUAUGGAUUGGUUGCGGGAACAGAUGCCGCAUGGGUUCGGGCCGGUGUUUGCUAUUGAGAUGAAGACAGAGGAGAUGAGUCGUAAACUGACCGGCUUGUUGCGCUUGUUUCAACAUGCGACUAGUCUUGGUGGUGUGGAGAGUCAGAUUGAAUGGAGGAGGCUGGUGGAUGCGUCUGCGACGCCGACCCUUCUUCGGGUUAGCAUUGGGGUGGAAUAUUUGGAGGAUCUGAAAAGGGACUUGCUUCAGGGAUUUGAGGCGUUGAUGAGGACAUGA
This is a messenger RNA of Aspergillus pseudotamarii, 1158 nucleotides long. Its product is annotated as trans-sulfuration enzyme family protein. Gene Ontology annotation, biological process: transsulfuration. NCBI's taxonomy places the organism in Eukaryota, Fungi, Ascomycota, Eurotiomycetes, Eurotiales, Aspergillaceae. Gene Ontology annotation, cellular component: cytoplasm. The transcript is spliced from 2 exons. Gene Ontology annotation, molecular function: pyridoxal phosphate binding; carbon-sulfur lyase activity. Bases 1 to 1158 code for a protein of 385 amino acids. The record is from RefSeq and is a predicted model, not a curated record.